Molecule: messenger RNA, 410 nt
Organism: Adineta ricciae
Lineage: Eukaryota; Metazoa; Rotifera; Eurotatoria; Adinetida; Adinetidae
Source: the annotation of a GenBank genome assembly
CUCGAACACAGCUGAUUAAAAUCUUUAUGGUCAAAAGAAAUUAGCAAAUUAUGGUAAUUUGGUUCUGGGCUCCCAUUCGACUAAUAUUUCCUCUAAAACCUAUGUCAGUUAUGGUAUUACUUGAUGAAAAUAUUGUAUACGAAAAAUAUUCAUAUAUAGAAAAAAUACAUGUAUCUUAUCAAGCCUUGUAUUGCAUAGCACGCUUGAUUGACUUAUGUAAACAAACAUUACUUGGAAAAAACCAACUGACGUCAUUGAAUAUAUAUAAUCGAUGUGAAGCUAAAAUCAUGAUAAUAGUUUCACAUCGACAUAUAAGUCUGACCGGAUGGCAGCCCUGCAUACAACGUAUGCCAGAGAAAUUGUCACGAUUAGUAUGUCUAAAACAAAACGACAAAAAGGCACAAACGUAG